Molecule: messenger RNA, 453 nt
Organism: Echinostoma caproni
Lineage: Eukaryota; Metazoa; Platyhelminthes; Trematoda; Plagiorchiida; Echinostomatidae
Source: the annotation of a GenBank genome assembly
AUGGCUCGUAAUUGCCGUCAUCCUGGUCCUUGUCAAUCCCUGGUUCAACCAAACGGGGUGAUGCUCCGUAUGGCUUAUUCUAUGCUUGCCGGGCUUCCUCCGGUUUACGGACUAUAUGUGAGCUUUAUCGCACCACUUUUCUACGCCGUGUUCGGACGUUGUGCCCAACUAUCAAUGGGUACAUUUGCCGUGGUCAGUCUGUUACUUUCCGAACCGAUUCGUCGACUGUGCGCUCAGAUUUCCGAACAAGCUCGAAAGAAUCACACAGCAGAGUACGGUGGACUUAUUCCAGUUUGUUUUGCCCCAGAUGAUAUCAGACAACUUGAAGGCGAUCCAAAUCUGUUCGGUAUCUCACCGGAUCAAUUGUUCGAUUUACGACCUCCAAUCGCAUUCACUUUAACAUUUCUUAUUGGAAUAUUGCAGGUGAGUAAAAAGACAGAUAUUACUAUAUGA